Molecule: messenger RNA, 2149 nt
Organism: Lactuca sativa (garden lettuce)
Lineage: Eukaryota; Viridiplantae; Streptophyta; Magnoliopsida; Asterales; Asteraceae
Product: (-)-beta-pinene synthase, chloroplastic
Biological process (GO): diterpenoid biosynthetic process
Molecular function (GO): terpene synthase activity; magnesium ion binding
Source: RefSeq, a predicted model, not a curated record
UGCAAUUUAAUGUAGAGAAAAAGUUUAAGGUUUUGGAAAACCAAAAUUCCCAAUUCGUUUUUCUUAAAAAUUUAAUUUUUUAAAAAGUUAUUGAGAAGAACAUAUCCUGCUGCUACUUCACAUUUCAUUUUCUCAAACUCAUUUGUGUGUAGACACGUUUGUUUUUAUAGAAAUACAGAGGUUAUCCGAGGAAAAACACAACCAAUUCUACAAUUGAGUAAUGUCUUCCACGUGGACAAGUUUUCCUGCAAUAUUUAUCCAUUGUAGUAGCUCUUCCGGUAAAAGCAGUAUUAAUGUUGCAUGUGAGAAGCGAUUAACUCUACCACAACCCACACUUACGAAUGUUAUUACGAUGCCAACCACUAUCAGAAGAUCAGCAAAUUAUCAACCUUCAUCAUGGUCCUAUGAGUAUGUUCAAUCGCUCGAUAGCAAAUACACAGGAGAGAAGUAUAUGGAAAAAUUUCAAUCAUUAAAAGAAGCAGUAAGGACAAUGAUACGAAACGAGUAUGAAAAAGAGGAGAAUACAUCUAGUGCACUCAGUUUGGUUGAUGAUUUGCAGAGACUUGGCAUAUCAUAUCAUUUUGUGAAUGAAAUAAGAGAUGUCUUGGAGAAGAUUUACUCAAAUUACUUCAAAAGUCAUGACAAAUGGUCGAAAAUGGAUUUAAAUCUGACAUCCCUUGGUUUUAGACUCUUACGACAACAUGGAUAUCAUAUCCCUCAAGAAAUAUUUGAGGAUCUUAAGGAUGAGACUGGAAAUUUUAAGGGGCAUUUAUAUGAAGAUAUCGAUGGUAUGCUAAACUUAUAUGAGGCUUCCUAUCACUCAGUAGAGGAUGAAAGUAUACUGGAUGAAGCUAGAGAUUUCACAAGAACACAUCUGAAUGAAAUUUUGGAAUACAAUAAUAUAUGUGAUGAUCAAAAUAUGUUGUCGAUAAUAAGUCAUGCAUUGGCUUUUCCACUUCAUUGGAGAGUCCCACGGGUGGAGGCUAAGUGGUUUAUUCAAACUUACGAGAGAAGAAGUGUUAUGAAUUCCACGUUGCUUGAGCUUGCCAAUUUGGACUUCAACAUGGUACAAGCAAUACACCAACAAGAUUUGAAAAAAGCAUCAAGGUGGUGGAAAGACACAUGCUGGGAGAAGUUAGGCUUUGCUCGUGAUCAUUUGGUGGAGAGCUUUAUGUGGAGUAUUGGUCAAAAUUUCAUGCCUCACUUUCAAGGAAGGGGAACUCUCACAAAAGUUUUUGCCAUGAUAACUACAAUUGAUGAUGUCUAUGAUGUGUAUGGUACUUUAGCUGAACUUGAACAAUUCACGGACAUUGUGAAUAGGUGGGAUGUUAACGUGAUCGAGGAACUUCCUGAUUAUAUGAGAAUAUGCUUCCUCGCAUUGUACAACUCGAUCAAUGAGAUAUCAUAUAACACACUGACAAAUCAUGGGUUCUUUGUACUUCCCUACCUUAAAAAGACGUGGCAGGAUUUAUGCAACUCUUACCUAGUAGAAGCAAAAUGGUACAAUAAUGGAUAUAUACCAACCUUGAAUGAGUUCCUUAACAAUGCAUAUGUAUCAAUUGGAGUGGGUGUAGUCGCCAUGCAUGCCUAUCUGUUAACAUUAACUAGUGUUUCCCAUGAGGAAUUGCAAGAAAUAGGAAGAGCUGAAAAUAUUAUUCGCCAUGCAUCAGUUAUCGUGCGUCUCACUAAUGACUUGGCCACAUCAUCGGAAGAGCUGGAAACAGGCGAUGUUCCAAAAUCUAUCCAGUGCUAUAUGCAGGAGAGUGGUGCCACAGAAGUGGAAGCAAGAGAACAUAUACGACUAUUAAUCUUAGAGACAUGGAAGAAGUUGAAUAAAGAACGCCAAACAAUUGGUUCUUCAUUUCCACAAGAGUUCAUUGAAUGUGUAACAAACCUUGCUAGAAUGGGCCACUUUGCGUAUGAUGUAAACAAACAUACUUACCCGGACAUGAUGAGAACCCAUGUAUUAUCAUUAUUUGUCAAUCCAAUCAACGGGUUGCCAUAUGCAUAAAAUGUCUUGCAUGUGCCGUAACUUGAUAAAUGUUAGGAUGUUAGGUCUCUUUCUUCUUGUUCUUCUUAUUUGUUAAGUGCUUAAUGGGUAAUUAAUGCUUAUGUGAGUACGCUAUAUUAAUAAAUUUCAUUUAAUGUA